AGCUGCGGGCGCUGGCGAGGUCGGCGGUGGAGGCGCUGCUGGAGAGCGGCCUGCCCUGCUACGCGCACGCCAUGCCCCGCCCCGGCGGCGGUGGCGGCAGCAGCCGCUCACUCCGGAGCUCCAUCGGCGAUCUGGGCAGCGGCGCCGGCACGCCCCGUAACGGCGGAGGCCUCGGCGGCGGCGGCAACACCUCGUACGGACUGCUGCUGGGCGCCGGCACCGGCCGUCGUUCGGUGAUGCUGGGGGCUGACGGGCUGGAUGAGGAGGAGGAGGAGCAACUGGCGGCGGCUGCGGCAGCCGCCGCUGGACCCGCGGGUCGCGCGACAUGGACGGGCGGUGCGCCGCCGCCGCUGUCGUCGGCCAUGACGGUGGUGGAACCCUAUCUGCAGCCGCCCGAGGUGCGUGGCAGCGUGCGCCCCAGUGUGCUGUACGUGACGGUUCCCUCGCUGCCCCGCGGCAGCCUGGUGGAGAUCCAGCCCGUGUGUCUGGACGUGGAGGCGCUGGCGGUGACCCGAAAGCUGGCAGGUGACAGCUUCUCCAAGCGGCGCAACAGCUGUCAGCAAGACCCCUCCCUUGCGCAAACCCAGCCGCAACCCAGUCCCCAGCCUAGCCCCUCGCACCUCCCUCACAUGCCCCCAAGCCCUCCGCCGCACUCCAGAUUCGGCCAUGCGGGUACCUUGGGCGCAUCUGUGAGUGGCGUGUCAGCCUGGAAUGACCUGGCAGGCACUCCCCGGGCGUCCCUGGAUAUCGCUGUCCCCGGUCGGCAUGCUACGACCGGCGCUGUUGCCGCUGCUCCGGCCGCUGCCAGCGGUGGUAGCAUGACCCAUGGGUCGGCUCCCGCGUCCUGGCAGGAAGCGAAUGACGUGCAGGGCGUACCGCUGCCAAGCCACGUGUUGAGCGCUGCUGGCUACAUGACGCCCGACGCCGGGGGGAGCCUCGUGGGAACCCCUUGUGCGGUCCCUUCGCUGCUGUCGCGGCAACGCGGCUCGGGCAACUCCAUGUCACGUGGUAGCGUGGGCGGGGCCGGCAGCGAAUCCGCCGCCAACCGCUCUGGCAACGCACUGAAUGCUGAUCCGGCUGCCCAGCAGCAGGGCUCCGCUCCAGAACUGGUGUCUGAGCCCACCCUGCAGCACAAUUUGCCGGAGCCCGAUCAACUUGCGGAGCAGCAACAAGGCUCCCAGCAACAGCAGCAACAACAGCAGCAACAGCCCUUCGUUGACAGCAGCGGUGCAUCCGUGCUCAUUCCCCGCCGGCAUCGGCUCAGCAGCAAUGGUGGCGAGGGCGUCGGCAGUGCCGGCGCAGGUGCGGGCAGCUUGUCAGCGGUAGCCGCCUCGCGACUGAGCAACGGUGGACCCGGCAGCGGCAGCGGCAGCAGCAGCAGCAGCAACAACGCUGUGGGUGGCGUGUUGCCACGCGGCAGCCUGGAUGGCAGCAUCCUCUCCUUCGAGAUCUCCUCAGGACGUGCACCCGUCUUGCCCGCACUGGCAGCGGCUCUACCUUCAUCUCCGGCACACACGGGGGCGGCUGUGUUGGCACAAGAAGGACCUCGCAGCGCCGGCAGCGGCAGCGCCAAUAACAGCGGCCCCCUCACCCGCGUCCGUCCCAGCGCUAUCAUGGUUCCGCCGGUUGCUGUGCCGCCUAGCGGCCCGGUCAUGCAAUCGGGUUCAUUCCACUGCCUGGCUGCCCGCGCGGCUGCGGCGGCGGAGGUGACCACGGAGGCGACUGGAGCGCUGGCAAACCUACUAGCAUCGCAGCAGCAGCAGCAACAACAGCCGCAGGAACAGGAGCAGAGCCUGCAUGAUGCCGUGGCUACUGUGGUGGCAGCCUCCAUGCCGCCACUGCUACGUGUACCAGCGCCCGUAAACAACAACAGCGGCGGCACCUACGAUGCUGCCGGCGGCUCGCAGGUACCCGGAGGCAGCGGCGGCGCUGGAACACCGCUCUUAGAGGCGGCUGCGGCUGCGGCCGUACCUCCAGGCAGCAGCGGCGGCGCCAGCGCUGCCGCCAGCCCCGGCGCCGGCAACGCCAGUGACGUCAUGGUGACGACCGUUUGCUGCUAUGGCCUGGUCCUGCGGUCGCUGUUCCACCUGCCGCCUGCUGUGUUCGCUCGCGGUGUGACGACGGCGCAGCUCACUCGGCGCUUCCGACGUGCGGCCGCGUCAGUGCUGGCGGCGCAUGGGAUGGGCAUGUCGUGCCUCAUCCGUGUUUGCGUGUGGUACGACAAGAAGGUGGUUGAGCUAACGGACGACGAGUACGGAUACCGUUCGCCGUCGUCGCCGGCGGCAGGCGGCUCAUUGACAUCUGGCGGCGGCGCCGUCCAACACGCCCUGGACGAUCCGGACGGCGGCAGCAGCGCCGCCGUAACUCCCACGGGCUCUGCCACAGCUGCUACGACACCGGCCAGCAUCGGCGGCCGUGGCAGCGGCGGCGGCGCUGACGGCAGCGGCAGCAACAUGGCUGCCCUAGCGGCUGCUGCGGCAGCGGCACUAGGGACCGGCGGCGGCGGCUGCGGCUCUCCUCGUGCCGCCUCCUCGGCAGCGGCCAUGACACGCCUGACCGCUGCGGCGCAUGCCGCCAGCGGCGGCGGCGCCGCCGCCUCCAGCCCUGUCGCCAACUGGAACCCCUCCCGGUCGCCUCAGCUGUGCAGCCCUGCCGCCGGCGCCGCGGCUUCCCCGGGGCUGCGACCCGCCAGUCCCAUGCAGGACCAUGCCGCAGCAGCAGGCCCGGGGGGGCAGCCCAGCCCUGGCCCGCAGGGCCCCCCUCCUCCUGCCCCUCCUACACAGCAGCAGCAGCAGCAGCAGCCCCCCUUCCAUGUGACCUGGGUUCCUGUACAGCGAGUGGCCACCAAUGCCAGUCCCCAGCCGACACAAUGCGUUGCGGUGUUGGAGCUGCUGGCAGCGCUGCCGGUGCAGUAAUGCUGCUGCGCGCUUGCGACGUUGCGAGGUCAGACCCCCUGUCGCUGCUGUUGUUGUUGUUAUAAGCUGCUUGGGGCCCAAGGGUGGGUGGGCACUGGGCAGAUGGUGGGCAGUUGAGGAGGUUUCGGAAGGGGGGGCCGUCUGCGUUUUCCGCUGUCGCUCCUGCUGUGAGCAGGUGGCACUGGCAGGGCCGCUGCGAGCAUGCAGCAUGCGUCCAAGUGCGUGUGAAUUUUGGGAGGAAGAAUAUGGGCGGAGAGGUCUACACACAAUCUUGCUCUUCAUUACUUUCCUGACAGGUCCCGUUGACCGGGUCCGUGAAACUUCUUCUUCGCAGCUCGGAUCUUUGGAAUUGCCGGCUGCUUUGGCUUAUGACGAAACAUGCGUAACCAAGUAAUGACUGGGUAUGAGCGGCAAUGAAACACGCCCAGACGGAGCUCUGGGUUGUGACCUAUCCUAGUAUGGCGCACAAUAAAUGGUUGGCCGCGUGGCGAAGGCCGUCGCUUGGGGAUUGCAGGCCGCCGGUUGUGGGAGGGCAUGCGGCGCCUGAAGGGUAUAGCAUGGGUGUCUGCAGGCGAGGCCAUUUUGUGGUAGGGGGGGUGCGGAUAAGGUUGAGGCAGGCAUCUGGGUGGGUUACUUGAGUAAGACCCGUUGAAGGGUAUCCGGCAUCCACGUGCUGUUGUGUAGCCGCUAAUCUUGCCAGCCUCCUGGUCCGCGUUUGCCGCACCCCUCCCCUUGGAGAGGAGGAGUGUGCGGGUGCUGCCCUAAUGUGCUGCCCGGUUUCAUGUGUUAGGCAUAUGGUUUAUAUAAAGUUAUAUCUUCUUUCAGCUGUACUGUCUGGCGGCGUUUGGCGCAUACGUGCCACUUGGGACUCGUGUCGCACGUUCCAUGGCGAUAUGGGUUUCGUUUUUUGGGAUGAGAGCUCGCGUCUCUCACACGCACGCAAGUGGCACAGACGCCCAACGGAUGCUGGAGACGUGAGGCUGCACGAACGAUGGCUUGUGCAGUGCAGGCCUUGUGCCGCAAGUACGACCGGGGCAGGGGAGCGGAGGGUGAGAAGAUGGAGGGUUGUGAUGGUGCCGUCAAGCGUCAAGCGAGUUAAGAAGUCAACCGGGAAGCAUGGUAAACAUUUCUGGCAGAGCACCUGUGAGAGGGAGUUAUGGUGUUGGCGCUGAGUAACAGGGCGACAGGUAGGGAGGUGUUCUAAGAAGGCGUGGUGUGUGCAUGAGCCCUGCUUCUCUCUCCCGGAAGGCACCUGAGAGCGCCGGAGCCCAUGUUGGCCCUACGCGUACGGUACAUCCAAGAGCACCCAUGAAACAGGCCCGGCGCGUUCCUAGUUGAGUCCGGAAGAGUUAAUCGUUGUGCCUGAAGUAAGUUCUGUCUGUCUUCUGAUUCUUUUGUUGCAAAGAGGAAUACUUGCAAAGUUUGGGCACGGGGCAGUUGGCUUGAGCCCGGCAGCGCCCAGGCUCGUUCGGGAUGGGCGUGGAUGGGCGUGUGACGUAGCGAACAGCGAUAUGCCAAGCAGACCGCUGUAGAGAGCGCUUUCGUACUCUUGCGACGCGCGCGCUUGCAGGAUGCACGGGCGAGGGGGGAACAGGGGAGAGAGCCCAGAGUAGGAAGGGCAGGGUUUGCUGCCCUGUCCAAAGAAGCGAGUGUGCGUUGUUGGGGUCGUGUACCCGUUUGUACGGCAGGGAAAAGAACUUUGGUCGUGUAGUAUCAAUAAAACUGAACAAGGUAAUAUGCUGCUGUCUAGGCGACGACGUUUUUCUAAGUAGGAGACGUGUUAUACGUGUUUGUAGGUGGGUAAGCACUUCUUGGUUUUGUUUUUCUGUUUGGCGCUACUACCGGUAUAGCCAUGGUGCCUUGGUGCUCUGCUAUGCAGCGACUUGCCGUUGUAAUACUUGUGCU
This is a messenger RNA of Astrephomene gubernaculifera, 4820 nucleotides long. Lineage: Eukaryota; Viridiplantae; Chlorophyta; Chlorophyceae; Chlamydomonadales; Astrephomenaceae. The record is from the annotation of a GenBank genome assembly.